Molecule: messenger RNA, 467 nt
Organism: Drosophila mauritiana
Lineage: Eukaryota; Metazoa; Arthropoda; Insecta; Diptera; Drosophilidae
Product: acylphosphatase-2
Exons: 1
Coding region: 33-365 (110 amino acids)
Molecular function (GO): acylphosphatase activity
Source: RefSeq, a predicted model, not a curated record
GUUAUUUCUAGAAAAGACGAAGCGUAUUCAAGAUGAUGCAGCCAGCGGAACAGAUCUUCUCCUGCGGAUUCGAACUCUUCGGGCGAGUACAGGGUGUGUGUUUGCGGAAGCAGACCCGAGAUCUGGCCACAUUGAACCACGUGCGCGGGUGGGUGAUGAACACGGACGAGGGCACGGUGAAGGGUCAGCUGGAGGGCACACUGCCCAAGGUCAACGAGCUGAAGUUCUGGCUGCUGAAUUUCGGCAGUCCGCGCUCGAUUAUCGAGCGGGCGGAGUUCACGCCCACCAAGGAGAUCACUUCGCACAACUUUAGCCGCUUCUCGAUUCGCUACCACAAUGUGUCAGCACCGAAAAAGGCCAUUUAAGGAGAAUUUAGACUUGUAGUCCACUACCAAAUUGUAACUGUGUAUUUGCUGUAACUAUUUGUUUGGACCUUUAAAUUGAGCUGCCUGCGAAUAGAGCCCAGU